AUGGCUCCUCAGACAUGCAAGCAAUGGACCGUCGAAGGCACUGGCGGUUUUGACAACCUCAAGUUCCACAAGGACGCACCUGUGCCAAAGGUUGGAGACAAGGACGUGCUGGUCAAACUCUAUGCUACAUCUCUCAAUUACCGGGACCUCAUUAUCCCCAAGGGCCAGUAUUCGUUCGCUCAGAACGAUGGUGUCGUACCCUGCUCCGACGGCGCCGGCACAGUCGAAGCAGUUGGCGAGAAAGUGACCCGCUUCAAGGUUGGCGACAAAGUAGCCACCCUCUUCAACCAAGGCCACAUUGCUGGAUCCUUGGACGCGCAUUCGGUAGCCACCGGUCUCGGCGGAGCCAUCGACGGCUGCUUGAGAGAAUACGGCACGUUCGACGAGCAGGGCCUGGUACACAUGCCCAGCAACCUAGAUUUCCUCGGCGCAAGCACACUCACUUGCGCGGGACUGACGGCAUGGAACGCGCUCUAUGGCCUCAAGAGCGUCGCGUUGAAGCAGGGUGAUACCGUGCUUACGCAGGGAACUGGCGGCGUCAGCAUUUUCGCGGUUCAGUUCGCCAAGUCGGCUGGCGCCACCGUCAUCGCGACUACCUCGUCACAGGAGAAAGCGGACCAGCUGAAGAAGCUCGGCGCAGACCAUGUUAUCAACUACAAGGAGAAUCCGAAUUGGGGCGAGACGGCCAAGAGCCUGACACCCGGCAAGGAGGGUGUGACCCACAUCAUCGAGGUUGGCGGACCGAACACCUUAAAACAGUCCCUUAAGGCCGUCAAGAUCGACGGCGUCAUUUCCAUCAUCGGCUUCUUGGGUGGCGCGAAGGGCGAUGAGCCGAGCUAUCUUGACUGCCUUACCAAUAUCUGCACCGUUCGUGGCCUCCUCGUCGGGUCGCGCCUGCAGUUCGAGGAAAUGAACCGCGCCAUUGAGGCGAACGACAUCAAGCCGGUGGUCGACCAGAAGGUGUUCACGAUUGACGAGGCGAAGGAUGCGUAUCAGUACAUGUGGGAUCAGAAGCACUUUGGGAAACUGUGCAUCAAGAUCCAGUAG
This is a messenger RNA of Coniosporium apollinis CBS 100218, 1047 nucleotides long. RefSeq names its product alcohol dehydrogenase. The coding region runs from base 1 to 1047 and encodes 348 amino acids. The record is from RefSeq and is a predicted model, not a curated record. Lineage: Eukaryota; Fungi; Ascomycota; Dothideomycetes. The transcript has 5 exons. Gene Ontology annotation, molecular function: oxidoreductase activity.